CCUUUUUGCGCUCUUCUUCGGAUUAACGUUGAGAAUUUGAAUUUUUCACUACCAAAUUCUUCGAUUCAUACUUAUAACGGAGGUUGUGGAAGAAUUUGGUUUCAGAACGGGAAAUUAACCGGUGUUCGUGGGUUUUAUCACUUGUCAGAUUUUCUGGAGGAUUUUGUAGCCACUGAUCUGUCAUCAUGAAGUUCUUGGAGUAUACUAAUCUGGACAGACUGAACGAAUUCAUGGGUCAUUUGAAUCUCGGAGAAAGAACUAUCAAAGGAUGCUUGGAAGCUUACUCUUGCAAACACACGGGGACUGAUAAAAGACUGUCUCUUAGUUUGGAGAAUGAGAUACUUGAUUAUCUUGGGAAAUCUUCAGAUACAGACUCUUCAUCUCCUGUUGAGUUUCUCUUGAGCAGAUCAAGCCGAAAGGCAUUGAUCUACCUGGUUCUUACACUGUACCAGAUGUAUCCGGACUACGAUUUCAGCACCGUCAAGGCACACCAGUUCUUCUCCGAGGAAAGUUGGGACUCGUUUAAGCAGAUUUUUGAUGCCUAUAUGUUUGAAGCUUCGAAGGAAUGGGUGGAGAGAAAUGAAGAGGGUUCCCUUCUUGAGGCUCUCUACAAGGCUCUGGAUGAGGUUGUCAAGUUAGCCGAAUGCGAGAUAUAUGUAUACAACCCUGAUCCCGAUGCCAAUCCUUUCCUCGAGAAAGGAGCAAUAUGGUCUUUCAGUUUCUUCUUCUACAACAGAAAACAGAAGCGCGUAGUGAGUUUUCGCUUCUGCUGCAUAAGUAAUCUGGCAGAUGAAGGAUUUCUUACUGACACCAUAGCUCAAGCAGACGAUGAGGAGAUAUUCAAUGACAUGGACAUAUGAUCCAAGUUUCCCGAAUGGUAGCUGUACAAUUUGUACAAAAUCUGUAUAUCAUCGGUGUUAUGUUCUCUAGGCGUCGUGUCUGAAUCCAAGGGUAAGCUUUCUCACUUUCCUUAAAUCUGUGUAGCUCUGACCUGACUUAUGCGUUAUAGGACUUACGUUGUCAAGUGUAGAAGCGUGUCCAGGGUUUGUCAUAGUCCACUGUCCUUGGUUUCGAUCUGAAGAUACAGAUGUUGAGAUCUAUAAUCUCUCUUUCAAUUC
Messenger RNA from Tarenaya hassleriana, 1118 nucleotides. RefSeq names its product repressor of RNA polymerase III transcription MAF1 homolog. Lineage: Eukaryota; Viridiplantae; Streptophyta; Magnoliopsida; Brassicales; Cleomaceae. The transcript is spliced from 11 exons. The coding region runs from base 186 to 860 and encodes 224 amino acids. Gene Ontology annotation, cellular component: nucleus. Gene Ontology annotation, molecular function: RNA polymerase III core binding. Gene Ontology annotation, biological process: negative regulation of transcription by RNA polymerase III. The record is from RefSeq and is a predicted model, not a curated record.